CAAAACCACCAAAGCAAGUAUUAAAGUUUUCAUCUAAAAAAUCUUUCCCUACAUUUCUCAUUUUUGUUUUACACGAGAUUAUGGCUAUCGGCUUACCUGGUAAUCUUGCUAAGCAAAUUCUUCGACGAUCCGGAUCAGGCUCAAACAAAUCAACUUCAAGGUUUCAAGAUGUGCCUAAAGGAUUCCUAGCGGUGUAUGUUGGUGCAGAGUCCCAGAAGAAGCGAUUUGUAGUUCCUGUGUCCUACUUAAGUCAGCCUUCAUUUCAAGAUUUGCUGAGCAUGGCUGAAGAGGAGUUUGGCUUUGAUCAUCCAAUGGGUGGCUUGACAAUCCCCUGCAGUGAAGAGACAUUUACUCAUGUCGCCUCUUGCUUGAGCAGAUCAUAAGAAGAGAGUUGUUCAAUGACAAUUUUGAAUAGAAAUUAGGUAGGAUAGGAGUAAUUGCAACAUGUAGAUAUAAGCAUUUGCUCAGGGCUAACCCAGUGCAUGAUACCAAUAGAGGGAAGCAAGAGACCUAGAGAAUAAACCAGGGUAACAUAUUACCAGCAACAAGAAACUCCAUUGCAUGGAACACGUCAUGAUAUUUUCUUUCAAGAUUUGGUGAUAGCACACUUCUUGGUGACCCACUCGCAUAAAUACUACCAUUAACUUGAAACUCGGAAUGAAUUCUACACGGAGAUGUUAAUGUAAUAUGUUUUCACCUUUAGCCAUUCCUUCUCUGCUACGCUGGAUGCCACAACCGCCAGGUCUUGCCUCAUGUUCCAUCCGCCUUCUAAGAACUGAAAUCACUUCAAAACAAAACUUCAUUACAUGCAUCUAACCUUGUCGCUUACAGUUAUGGACAACUAGAUGAACCAUAACAACUUCAUUAUUAAUAAUAUGAAAGUCCUAUAUCAAGUGUUCUAUUCUGAUCGUUCACCGGCCUAUCCAUCAAACUGAAGGACAUGCAUUCAGUCCCUACAAUUUGUGAUCUGAUUGGAAGACAGGCUCAUGUGACAGCUCAACCUUCAUUUUCUUAUAUGUAAAUCCUAUUAUUAAGGAUGAGUGAUCAUCCAGUAGCCUACCCCUCAAACUUGUAGGGUACGCACCAUCUCAGGCCCUAAAAAUUGUUCCCACAGGAAGACAAGGCCAUGUGACGACUCAUGAGCUAUUGCCCAACUGGGUUUCAGGCCUACUCUCCAAACUGCGGAGGAUAAGCAAGAACCCCUCUAUCUAUAUAUAGAUCAUCAUGAACAAACUUCGGAACCAACAGAAAAACAAGUUCUCAGUUUCUUAUCUUAAAAAAUCCUUUCAAUUCAACACCAAAUUUAGUUAAAAGAAUAACAUCAUGGCCAUUGGCUUACCAGGAAAUCUUGCUAAGCAAAUUCUUCGUCGGUCAGGAUCUGGUUCAAACAAAGUGACUUCAAGGUUUCCAGAUGUGCCUAAAGGUUUCCUAGCAGUGUAUGUUGGGGAGACACAGAAGAAGCGGUUUAUAGUUCCAGUAUCCUACUUGAGCCAGCCUAUGUUUCAGGAUUUGUUGAGCAUGGCUGAAGAGGAAUUCGGUUUUGAUCAUCCAAUGGGUGGCUUGACAAUCCCCUGCAGUGAAGAUACAUUUACUUACGUUACCUCCAGCUUGAGCAGAUCAUAAGAGAGGAAAUAAGGACAAUUUUGUAUAGGAAUUUAGAAGUGCAGGGAGUAAUUGCUCCAUGUAGAUGAUAUCUCUACUCUCUUUAAAGCUGAUAAAGCAUUAUGAGACGAAUGGCUGAUUUUUUACCUGUGUAUAUGUUAAAUAGAGAAGCUUUGAUUUUCACAUCAUAUGAUCAGUUUCCUCCUUCUUCUCUCGUAAUUAAAAAGAAUCCCAGCAUUGUCUAAUAGUCAACAUAUAUGCGCAAGGAAAAUAAUUAUCAAAGAUAGCUAGCAUCCGAACUGAACUUCACAACCUUUAUAACAGUUCCAUGAAUCAAAAACCUCUCCACACAAUCAUUGUUAGUUGUUACAUCUCCUAAACGACUACACAGAAACAGUGGACAAAACUGCCGAGUUCAAGAGCGGACUCCAAUCUAUUCCAUAUAGGCAAACCACACUUAUGUACUUCCACAAAUCUAUAAAAUUUAUCUUGCCAUAAACUCCAAAUUCAAAUUUUAUUCCGGUAAUUUUACAAAUGUACAAUAGCUACCAAUUAUUAUUUUACCUAUUGUUAUCAUGAAUAGUUUUGCUUAUUUCUGAAUGGUAUAGUGAUGUAGCCAUUGCCACAGGCUUGGGCAUAUUCAUGAUGCAAUCAAAGGGAAGAAGAGAACUAACGAAUAAAAAAUGCUAUAAAGCAGGGUUUACUUGUACAAGACAAAUCCGGUACUAACUCCCAUAACUCAUCACAUUGUCACAGAAAGGAACUUGCUUCCAUUUUUUUCAUUUUAAUGAUAUUACUUAUGUGUUGUUGAAAAAAAUGACCUGGAAACUUUAUAUUAGAUACUCAUACACAUAGGUUUUACAAGAUGAAAAGGGAAACAUCAUAUGAAAUUUGUGUAUUUAGGUUUUACAUGGGUUUUACUCCCAUAGAUCCUAAAAUGCAGUGAUCAGGUUCUAGAUUACCUUACCCGUACCCCUUCGGCCAGAUUGAAGAGAAAUUCCCCUUCUACCAAAAUCGAUGCGGCAACCACCACACGUCUUAACUUCAUCUUCCCUCUGGGUUGUUAGAUACAGACAUCAAUCUAUCAAAACUUGUCUGAAACAUGUCUGCAACAGAAAUGGACAACUAGCUUUACUAUAACUUCAUAAUUAAUAUGUGAAUGCCCUGUCCCAAUGUAUAUGUGGUGAUCCAUUAGCAUAUUCAUCAUACUUGUAGGGCACGUACCCUCUUCUCUGUCCUUACAAUUUGUUCCACCAUUAGAAGACAAUGCCAUGUGAUGCCUCACGAACUAUGUCUCAACUGGGUUUUUAGGCCCAGGAACCAGAUUGGGAAGGAAGAACACCACUAUCUAUAUAAGGGUCCUUGUGAACUUGCUUCAGAACUAUCACAAAACAAGAGUUCAAAGACUCAUCUGAAACUGAAAUCUUUCUCUUCUCUUCAGAUUCCUAACACCACCUUCGUUCAACAAACAAUCAUCAUGGCUAUAGGCUUACCUGGAAAUCUUGCUAAGCAGAUUCUUCGUCGGUCAGGAUCUGGCUCAAACAAAUCAACUUCAAGAUUCCCGGACGUGCCAAAAGGUUUCCUAGCAGUGUAUGUUGGGGAAAGCCAGAGGAAGAGAUUUGUAGUUCCAGUGUCCUACUUAAGUCAGCCUUCAUUUCAGGAUUUGUUAAGCAUGGCUGCAGAGGAAUUCGGCUUUGAUCAUCCGAUGGGUGGCUUGACAAUUCCCUGCAGCGAAGAGACGUUUACUGGUGUCACCUCUAGCUUGUGCAGAUCAUAAGAAUAUAGGAUCUAAACAUAA
This is a messenger RNA of Linum trigynum, 3400 nucleotides long. The record is from the annotation of a GenBank genome assembly. NCBI's taxonomy places the organism in Eukaryota, Viridiplantae, Streptophyta, Magnoliopsida, Malpighiales, Linaceae.